Acanthosepion pharaonis is the source of this 6393-nucleotide messenger RNA. The record is from the annotation of a GenBank genome assembly. NCBI's taxonomy places the organism in Eukaryota, Metazoa, Mollusca, Cephalopoda, Sepiida, Sepiidae.
AUGAAAGAUCCACAUCAGAUAACAUGGGAAGCGGAAGCAAUUUCGAAGCUGGAGACAGAGAAUUCUUUAUGCAGUGUCAUCAUUUUCUUUUCUUUCUAUUCCCCUAAUUCUCGUCGCUUUUUUCCUUUUCAUUCCUGGUUUCUUUUAUCCCUUUCUCUUCCUUACUUUCCAUUCUUUAUUUCAUUCCAUGUUUACGUCCUUCCAUCUUCUCUUUCUUUCUUUUUCCUUUCUUUUUCCUUUCUUUUCCUUUCUUUUUCCUUUCUUUUUCCUUUUUCUUUCAUUUUUUCUUUCAUUCUUUCCUUUUUUCUUUCAUUCUUUUUCCUUUUUUCUUUCAUUCUUUUUCCUUCUGUCUUUUUUCUUUACUUCUUUUCCCUUCUCUUCUCUCUUUUUUCUUUCAUUCUUUUCCUCCUCUCUUUUUUCUUUCCCUUUUUUCCUUCUUUUUUUCCCUUUUUUUCCUUCUCUUUUUCUUUCCCUCUUUUUCCUUCUCUUUUUCUUUCCCUCUUUUUCCUUCUCUUUUUCUUUCCCUCUUUUCCUUCUCUUUUUCUUUCCUUCUUUUCCUUCUCUUUUUCUUUCCUUCUCUUUUUUUCUUUCCUUCUUUUUCCUUCUCUUUUUUCUUUCCUUCUUUUCCUUCUCUUUUUCUUUCCUUCUUUUCCUUCUCUUUUUCUUUCCUUCUUUUCCUUCUCUUUUUCUUUCCUUCUUUUCCUUCUCUUUUUCUUUCCUUCUUUUCCUUCUCUUUUUCUUUCCUUCUUUUCCUUUCUUUUUCUUUUUUUCUUUUCCUUCAUUUUUCACUUUUUUCUUUCCUUCUUUUUCCUUCUCUUUUUUCUUUCCUUCUUUUCCUUCUCUUCAUUUUCCUUCUCUUUUUUCUUUCCUCCUUUUUCCUUCACUUUUUUCUUUCCUUCUUUUUCAUUCUCUUUUUUCUUUCCUUCUUCAUCCUUCUUUUCUUUUCUUCAUUUCCCUUCUUUUUUCUUUCCUUCUUUUUCAUUCUCUUUAUUCUUUAAUUCUUUUUUCUUCUCUCUUUAUUCUUUAUUUCUCUCAUUCUUUUUCCUACUCUUUUUUCUUUCCUUCUUUUUUCUUCUCUUUUUUCUUUCAUUCUUUUUCCUUCUCAUUUUUCUUCCCUUCUUUUCCUUCUCUCUUUUUUUCUAUGCUUUUUCCUUUUUUCUUUGCUGCUUUUUCCUUCUCUCUUUUUUCUUUGCUUCUUUUUUCUUUCCUUCUUCUUCCUUCUCUCUUUUUUUCAUUCUUCUUCUUUCUUUCUUUUUUCUUUUCUUUUUCCUUCUCUCUUUUUCCUUUCAUUCUUUUUGUAUCAUUCUUUUUCCUCCUCUCUUUUUCUGUUUUUUCUUUCAAUUUUUCCUUCUUUUUUCUUUCAUUCUUUUUCCUUCUCUCUUUUUUUUCAUUCUUCUUCCUUCUUUUUUCUUUUCUUUUUCCUUCUCUCUUUUUCCUUUCAUUCUUUUUGUAUCAUUCUUUUUCCUUCUCUCUUUUUCUUUCUCUGUUUUUUCUUUCAUUCUUUUUCCUUCACUCAUUUUUCUUUCUUUCUUUUUCAUUCUCUUUUUCAUUCCUUCUGUUUUCCUUCUUUUUCUUUCUUUCUUUUUCUCCUUUUCCUUCAUUUUCCAUUCAUUUCUUGUAAGCCUUUUUCAUAAAGUGUUUAUCUCUGUUUUCAUGCAAAAUGUUCUUUCUUUCUCUUUAUCUCCGUUUAUUUCGUUUUCCUUAUUUCUUUCUUCCGUCCGUCCGUUCAUUCUUUCUUCCGUCCGUCCGUUCAUUCUUUCUUUCUUCCGUCCGUCCGUUCAUUCUUUCUUUCUUCCGUCCGUUCAUUCUUUCUUUCUUCCGUCCGUCCGUUCUUUCUUUCUUUCUUUCUUUGUUCGUUCUUUCUUCCGUCCGUUCUUUCUUUCUUUCUUCCGUCCGUUCUUCCGUUCUUUCUUUCUUUCUUCCGUCCGUUCUUCCGUUCUUUCUUUCUUUCUUCCGUCCGUUCUUCCGUCCGUUCUUCCGUUCUUUCUUUCUUUCUUCCGUCCGUUCUUCCGUUCUUUCUUUCUUCCGUCCGUUCUUCCGUUCUUUCUUUUUUCUUUCUUCCGUCCGUCCGUUCUUUCUUUCGUUUUCCUUCCGUCCUUCCGUUCAUUCUUUCUUUUUCCUUCCGUCUUCCGUCGUUCGUUUUUUUCUUUCUUCCUUUCUUCCGUUCGUUCUUUCUUUUUUCUUUCUUUCUUCCGUCCGUCCGUUCAUUCUUUCUUUCUUCCGUCUUUCGUUCACCCGUUCUUUCUUUCUUCCGUCCGUUCCGUUCUUUUCUUUCUUUUCUUUCUUCCGUUCUUUCGUCCGUUCGUUUUUCUUUCUUUUUCUUUCUUUCCGUCCGUUCGUUUUUCUUUCUUCCGUCCGUCCGUUCGUUUUUUUCUUCCGUCUUCCGUUUUCGUUCUUUUUUUCUUCCGUCCGUUCGUUCUUUCUUUCUUUCUUCCGUCCGUUCGUUCUUUCUUUCUUUUUUCUUCCGUCCGUUCUUUCUUUCUUUCUUCCGUCCGUUCGUUCUUUCUUUUUUUUCUUCCGUCCGUUCGUUCUUUUCUUUCUUUCUUUCUUCCGUCCGUUGUUCUUUUUUUUCUUUUUUCUUCCGUCCGUUCUUUCUUUUCUUUCUGUCUUCCGUCCGUUCGUUCUUUCUUUCUUUCUUCUUCCGUCCGUUCGUUCUUUCUUUCUUUCUGUCUUCCGUCCGUUCAUUCUUUCUUUUUUUCUUUCGUCCGUUCGUUCUUUCUUUUUUUCUGUCUUCCGUCCGUUCGUUCUUUUUUCUUUCUGUCUUCCGUCCGUUCGUUCUUUCUUUCUUUCUUCCGUCCGUUCGUUCUUUCUUUCUUUCUGUCUUCCGUCCGUUCGUUCUUUUUUUCUUUCUGUUUCUUCCGUCCGUUCUUUCUUUCUUUCUGUCUUCCGUCCGUUCGUUCUUUUUUCUUUCUUCUUCUUUCUUCCGUCCGUUCUUCCGUUCGUUCUUUUUUCUUUUUCCGUUGUCUUCCGUCCGUUCGUUUUCUUUCUUUUCUGUCGUCCGUCCGUUCGUUCUUUCUUUUUUCUGUCUUCCGUCCGUUCGUUCUUUCUUUCUUUCUUUCUUCCGUCCGUUCCUUUCGUUCUUUCCGUUCUUUCUUUUUCUUCCGUCCGUUCUUUUCGUUCUUUCUCUUUUUCUUCCGUCCGUUCGUUCUUUCUUUCUUUCUUUCUUUCUUCCGUUCGUUCUGUCUUCCGUCCGUUCGUUCUUUCUUUCUUUCUGUCUUCCGUCCGUUCUUUUUCUUCCGUUCGUCCGUUUUCUUUCUUUCUUUCUUCCGUCUUCCGUCCGUUCGUUCUUUCUUUUCUUUCUUUUUUCUUUCUUCCGUCCGUUCUUCCGUUCUUUUCUUUCUUUCUGUUUCUUUCUUCCGUCCGUUCUUCCGUUCUUUCUUUCUUUCUGUUUCUUCCGUCCGUUCUUUUUUCUUUCUUUCUUCUUCCGUCCGUUCGUUCUUUCUUUCUUUCUGUCUUUCUUCCGUUUCCGUUCUUCCGUCCGUUCGUUUUUUUCUUUCUUUCUGUCUUCCGUCCGUUCGUUUCUUUCUUUCUUUCUUUCUUUCUUCUUCCGUUCUUUUUCUUUUUUCUUUUUCUUCCGUCCGUUCUUUCUUUCUUUCUUUCUUUCCGUCCGUUCUUUCUUUCUUUCUUUCUUCCGUCCGUUCUUUCUUUCUUUCUUUCUUUCCGUCCGUUCUUUCUUUCUUUCUUUCUUUCUUCCUUCGUUCUUUCUUUCUUUUCGUUCUUCCGUCCGUUCGUUCUUUCUUCUUUCUUUCUUUCGUCCGUUCCGUUCUUUCUUUUUCUUUUCUGUUCUUCCGUCCGUUCGUUUUCUUUCUUUCUUCCUUCCGUCGUUCUUUCUUUCUUUUUUCUUCCGUUUCUUUCUUUCCGUCCGUUCGUUCUUUCUUUCUUUCUGUCUUUCGUUCGUUUUCUUUUUUUUCUUCUUCCGUCCGUUCGUUCUUUCUUUCUUUCUGUCUUCCGUCCGUUCGUUCUUUCUUUCUUUCUGUCUUCCGUCCGUUCGUUCUUUCUUUUUCUUUUUCUUCUUCUUUCUUCGUUCGUUCUUUUUCUUUUUUCUGUCUUCCGUCCGUUCGUUCUUUCUUUCUUUCUGUCUUCCGUCCGUUCGUUCUUUCUUUCUUUCUUCUUCCGUCUUCCGUUCUUUCCUUUUCUUCUUCCGUCCGUUUUCUUUCUUUCUUUCUGUCUUCCGUCCGUUCGUUCUUUCUUUCUUUCUGUCUUCCGUCCGUUCGUUCUUUCUUUCUUUCUGUCUUCCGUCCGUUCGUUCUUUCUUUCUUUCUGUCUUCCGUCCGUUCGUUCUUUUUUUUUUCUUUCUGUCUUCCGUCCGUUCGUUCUUUUCUUUCUUUGUCUUUCUGUCUUCCUUUCUGUUCCGUUCGUUUUUUCUUUUUUUUUCUGUCUUCCGUCCGUUCGUUCUUUUUCUUUCUUUUUUUCUGUCUUCCGUCCGUUCGUUCUUUUUUUUUUCUUUCUUUUCCGUUCGUUCUUUCUUUCCGUCUUCCGUCCGUUCUUUCUUUCUUUUUCUUUCCGUUGUCUUCCGUCCGUUCUGUCCGUUCUUUCUUUUUUUUCUUUCUUUUUUGUCUUCCGUCGUUCGUUCUUUCUUUUUUUCUGUCUUUCUUUCUUUUCUUUUCUUUUCUGUCUUCCGUCCGUCCGUCCGUUCUUUCUUUCUUUCGUUUUUUCUUUCUUUCUGUCUUCCGUCCGUUCGUUCUUUCUUUCUUUCUUUCUGUCUUCCGUCCGUUCGUUCUUUCUUUCUUUCUUUCUGUCUUCCGUCCGUUCGUUCUUUCUUUCUUUCUGUCUUCCGUCCGUUCGUUCUUUCUUUCUUUCUGUCUUCCGUCCGUUCGUUCUUUCUUUCUUUCUGUCUUCCGUCCGUUCGUUCUUUCUUUCUUUUCUUUCUUUCUUCCGUCUUCCGUUCGUUCGUUUUUUUUCUUUCUUUCUGUCUUCCGUCCGUUCGUUCUUUCUUUCUUUUGUCUUCCGUCGUUCGUUCUUUUUCGUUCUUUCGUUUUCUUUUCUUUCUGUCUUCCGUCCGUUCGUUCUUUCUUUCUUUCCGUUCGUUCUUUUCUUUCUUCCUUUCUUCUUCCGUCCUUUUCGUUCUUUUCUUUCUUUCUGUCUUCCGUCCGUUCGUUCUUUCUUUCUUUUUUUCUUCCGUCCGUUCGUUUUUUCUUUCUUUUUCUUCCGUCCGUUCGUUUUCUUUCUUUCUGUCUUCCGUCCGUUCGUUCUUUCUUUCUUUCUUUCUUUCUUCCGUCCGUUCGUUCUUUCUUUUUCUGUCUUUCCGUUUUUCUUUCUGUCUUUCUGUCCGUCCGUUUUGUUUUUCUUUUUCUUUCUUUUCUUUCUUUUUUCUUUCUCUUCCGUCCGUUCGUUCUUUCUUUCUUUUUCUUUCCGUUCGUUUUUCUUUCUGUCUUCCGUCCGUUCGUUGUUUUCUUUCUUUCUUUUCCGUCUUUCUUUCUUUUCGUUCGUUCUUUCUUUCUUUUUUUCUUCUUCCGUCCGUUCGUUCUUUCUUUCUUUCUGUCUUCCGUCCGUUCGUUCUUUCUUUCUUUCGUCCGUUCGUUCUUUCUUUUUCUUUCCGUCCGUUCGUUCUUUCUUUCUUUCUUUCUGUCUUCCGUCCGUUCGUUCUUUUUGUCUUCCGUCCGUUCUUUCUUUCCUUUCUGUCUUCCGUCCGUUCGUUUUUCUUUUUUCUUUCUUUCUGUCUUCCGUCCGUUCGUCCGUUUUUUUUUCUUUCUUUCUGUUUCCGUCCGUUCUUCUUUCUUUCUUUCUGUCUUCCGUUCGUUCUUUCUUUCUUUCUUUCUGUCUUCCGUCCGUUCGUUCUUUUCUUUUCUUUCUUUCUUUCGUUUUUCUUUCUUCUGUCUUCCGUUCGUUUUUUCUUUUUCUUUCUUUCUGUCUUCCGUCCGUUCGUUGUUUUUCUUUCUUUUUCUUUCGUUUUUUGUCUUUCUUCCGUCCGUUCUUUCUUUCUUUCUUUCUGUCUUCCGUCCGUUCGUUCGUUCUUUCUUUUUCUUUUUUUUCUGUCUUCCGUCCGUUCGUUCUUUUCUUUCUCUUUCUUUCUUUUUUGCCGUUCCGCCAUUCUUUUUUCAUUUCGUCUUUUUUUUUUGCUUCUUUUUCUUUCUUUUUGCCGUUCCGCCAUUCUUUUUCAUUUCGUCUUUUCUUUUGCUUCUUUCUUUCUCCUGUUUUUUUCUUUUGUUCGCUUUCUUUCCUGGAAAUACCGAUUCAUUUUUUCUUUCUAUAAUAUUUCCAACUUUUCUUAAAUUCGAAUUUUCCCCUUUCCCCUCUUCUUUCUCGUCUCUUCUUAGCAAAUCCUUCUGUCUCAACGUCCUCACUGCUUCCCUUUUCCCCCUCUUCCUUACAGCCUUACACGCCUUUCUGGCAGAAUCUCCGUGUCAUGGCAUUUGGUUUAAAGUGUCAUACAGAAUAAAUACCCGUAUGUAA